AGGAAAGAGAGAGGAGAGAGGAGAGAGAGAGAGAGGGAGGGAGCGAGAAAAACCGAAGGUUCACUGCUCUGCGCUUAUGGCGGGCGAAGCUGAUAUGGGCGCGCAAGAGAAGACACCUGCUACCGCCAAUUCGAUGCAGCGUGUUAAGGUCUAUCGCCUGAAUGAUGAUGGGAAAUGGGAUGACCAAGGAACUGGGCAUGUCACUGUUGAUUAUCUAGAGAGAUCUGAAGACCUGGGUUUAUUUGUUAUUGACGAGGAAGAUAAUGAGACAUUACUUUUGCAUCGGAUCAGUUCAGAUGAUAUAUACCGAAAGCAAGAAGAUACAAUAAUUUCUUGGAGAGAUCCAGAAUAUUCUACCGAGUUAGCUCUUAGCUUUCAAGAGACCACAGGCUGCUCUUACAUCUGGGAUCACAUUUGUAGCGUGCAAAGAAACCUGCAUUUUAAUACUCUCAACAAUGAGACAUUUCACAAUGUCAACAAUGAGUUGAGGGAGUUGCCCACAGUUGAGCUGUCCACACUUCCGCUGUUACUCAAGACUGUGAUUGAGAGUGGCAUUGCUGAUCAGAUGCGUCUGACAGAACUCAUAUUAAAUGAUCUAGAUUUUUUCCGAAAGCUGAUGGACCUAUUUCAUAUUUGUGAGGACUUGGAAAAUGUUGAGAGUCUUCACAUGAUAUUCAAAAUAGUCAAAGGGAUCAUUUUACUCAAUAGCCCGCCGAUCUUUGAUAAAAUAUUUGGGGAUGAAUUGAUGAUGGAUAUUAUCGGGUCCCUUGAGUAUGAUCCCGAGGUUCCUUGCGUUCAACAUCAUCGUAGUUUUCUCAAAGAGCACGUGGUUUUUAAGGAGGCUAUUCCAAUUAAAAAUCCCACAGUCCUCUCAAAAAUACACCAAACUUACAGAGUGGGUUAUUUGAAGGAUGUCAUUUUGCCUAGAGUGUUGGAUGAUGCCACAAUUUCAAAUCUCAAUUCCAUAAUCCAUGCAAAUUAUGCCAAUGUUGUCUCUUUGUUAAAGGAUGACAGCACUUUCAUUCAGGAAUUGUUUGCAAGGUUGAAAUCACCAACCACUUCUGCAGAAUCAAAGAAAAAUUUGGUUUAUUUCUUGCAUGAGUUUUGUAGCGUGAGUAAGAGCUUGCAGGUGGUCCAGCAGCACCGGCUGUUUAGGGAUCUCGUAAAUGAAGGCAUUUUUGACAUAAUAACUGAUGCUUUGAAGAGUCAAGACAAGCGGCUUGUAUUGACUGGGACAGACAUCCUCAUUCUUUUUAUGAAUCAAGAUCCUAACCUGCUGCGUUCUUACAUAAUUCGGCAAGAAGGAAUUCCACUACUUGGGCUUUUGGUUAAAGGUAUGAUAUUAGAUUUUGGGGAGGACAUGAAUUGCCAGUUUCUAGAAAUUAUUCGCAGUUUACUGGACUCGUACACACUGCCUCCAGGAUCGCAGAAUUUGCCGAGAGAUGCUAUUGUUGAAGUUUUUUACGAGAAGCAUUUGAGUCAGUUGAUUGAUGUUAUAAUAUCAUCAUGUCCUUUGGAAGGUGUUGCUCAAUCAGUCAGUGUAUCUGCUGGUUCUGGUGGAGUAGCUGCAGAUCAGAAUGGUGCCAAGCCUGAAAUAUUGUCCAACAUUUGUGAACUGCUUUGCUUCUGUGUUCUUCAUUACCCGUAUAGAAUAAAGUGCAACUUUCUCCUCAACAAUGUGAUAGAUAAAGUUCUGUUACUGACACGAAGGAGGGAGAAGUACCUAGUGGUUGCUGCCAUUCGAUUUGUUCGCACUAUUCUUUCCCAACAUGAUGAACAUCUGAUAAAUCAUAUUGUUAAGAACAACCUUCUGAAACCGGUUGUAGAGGCUUUUGUUGGUAAUGGGGACCGCUAUAAUCUGUUGAACUCUGCAGUGCUAGAACUUUUUGAGUAUAUCCGAAAGGAAAACCUGAAAUUAUUACUUAGAUAUCUAGUUGAUUCAUUUUGGAAUCAGUUGGUCAAAUUUGAGUAUUUGGUCACCAUUCAGUCUCUAAAAGUUAAAUAUGAGCAGUCCCUAGAAAAUGUUGGAGGAAAAGCCACAGUUAAUACAUUGGAGACUAGAAAAAGAAUUGAUGAACGUGCUCUUGAGAAAGAAGAGGAAGACUACUUCAAUGAGGACAGUGAUGAAGAAGAUGCAGCGUCCGCAUGCACGUCACAAUCCCAAAAAGUACAAGCUCAACCCAUUUUACCCAAUGGAGAUAAUGCAAGUCCUAGAUCUGGUGGACUGGUGGACUAUGCAGAUGAUGACGAUGAUGAUGAGGACUACAGACCACCACCAAGGAAGCAGCCAGAAACUUCUGAUGGAGAUGAAGGAUUAGUUGAGUCCCUUAGGCUGAAGCGGAAAACAGCUCCCAGGGAGGAGCCUGAACCGACAAAGAAGCAACGUGUGGGUAGAAAUGUGAAACCAAGGGAUAGUGUAUUUGCUGCCUUGUGUUCAACAUUAAGCCAGGCAGUACUACCUGGUAAGAAAACAAGCACCAUGCAUAUCAUUUCUCGCACUUCAGAUGGGACCAAAAGCUUAGAUGAUGAAAAUCAUCGGGGAGAGGAGCCUGCUGUUUUUAGUGGUUGUUCCGAUAACAGUGACUAUUCUGCUGAGGAUAACCAUAAAGAGAAUGAACCUGCUGCCUCUAGAAGCUGUUCUGAUUGCGCUCAUAAUUCUUCAGACAAUAGGCAGUUAGGUGGAGAGGACUGUCCAUUGAUACCACCAAAUUCCUCGCCAGAAAUGACCGUAAAUGGAUCCUAAUUUAUUCCUCAGAGUAGUAUUCAGCUCGGUUUGGUUCCUUGUUUUAUGCGACUUUUAUUUAUGCGCGUUGGGGCAUUCCGUCCUGAGUUACUGAAGGAACAAACACCAUACUGAAAAAGAGAGAAGGAUACAGUCCAGAAGAAAAGAGGGGAGGGGCCAAUUGUGGUGCAACUGUUUCCACUGCUAGCAUUGGGGUAGGAUACUGUACAGCGAGCAGUAUGGCAGCGAGAAGAUACUCUUCUAGGUCCAAUCUCCUCCAUUUUUCUCCCAAUGUUUUGACCUGGGUAAUUGUUGCUGUAAUACACAUUGAUCAGCACCCAUUUUCAUCUUUAGUCUCUCUUUGCUUCAGAAAUCGCCCUUGCCCCCAUUUCCCACCAUCUUUCCUCUUUGCCUUCUUUUGCCUAAUUGGUCUCUUUAAAGCCAAAUCAACAUUAUUAUAGAAGAAGGGGCACCCAACAUAUGCCCUGCACAGUUUCCUCUGUUUUAUUAGUUCAAUUUUGUGGUAGGUGGUGUGGUGGUGAUAGAGAGGAGGGAAGGAAGGUUAGUGAGAGAAGUUGGCGGGAGGCCACAAUUUAUUUUAAAUGUAGUGCUGGUAGUAUGCAUUUAUAGACUUUUGUAAAUUAAACUUUGAACAUAAUGUUGUGCUAUAUGGCCCCUUCCUCCUUCCCACAAAAAAAAAAAAACAAAAAAAAACAUUUAUAUUGUUAUAUUACCAACAUUGGAAUGCUUUUCUUCCUUCGCAAAUUUAAGGUGUAUUUUUGCCUUUUGAUUC
Molecule: messenger RNA, 3515 nt
Organism: Malania oleifera
Lineage: Eukaryota; Viridiplantae; Streptophyta; Magnoliopsida; Santalales; Ximeniaceae
Exons: 25
Coding region: 77-2743 (888 amino acids)
Biological process (GO): protein dephosphorylation
Cellular component (GO): nucleoplasm; protein phosphatase 4 complex
Molecular function (GO): protein phosphatase activator activity
Source: RefSeq, a predicted model, not a curated record